AAGGGAGUGUACAUGACAGAUAUAAUUCCUCAGGGUGUGGCUAUGAAGGCUGGUGUCCUGGCUGGAGAUCACUUGAUUGAAGUGAAUGGAGAGAAUGUAGAAGAUGCCAGCCAUGAGGAGGUGGUUGAAAAGGUGAAGAAGUCAGGCAACCGGAUCAUGUUCCUUCUAGUGGACAAAGACACGGAUAAACGCCACAGUGAGCAGAAGAUACAGUUCAGGAGAGAGUCGGCCAGUUUGAAGCUGCUGCCCCAGCAGCCCCGCCUCGUGGAGAUGAAGAAGGGAAGCAAUGGCUAUGGUUUCUAUCUAAGGGCAAGUUCAGAACAGCAAGGUCAGAUCAUCAAGGACAUAGACUCUGGAAGUCCAGCAGAGGCAGCUGGCCUGAAGAACAACGAUCUGGUAAUUACGGUCAAUGGCAUGUCUGUGGAAUCCCUCGGUCAUGACAGUGUGGUGGAAAUGAUUAAAAAAGGUGGAGACCAGACUUCCCUGCUGGUGGUUGACAAAGAGAUGGACAGUCUCUAUAAGCUGGCUCAUUUUUCCCCAUUUUUCUACUACCAAAGUCAAGAACUGCCUAAUGGUUCUGUCAAGGAGGCUGCAGGUCCCACUCCUGUUCCUCUGGAGGUCCCAAAUGCAGAUCCUACAGAGGAAGCAGAGGAUCAUAAGCCUAAACUCUGCAGGCUGGAGAAAGGUGCAAACGGCUAUGGCUUUCACUUAAAUGCGAUUCAAGGUCAGCCGAGCUCAUUCGUCAAAGAGGUACAGAAGGGCAGCCCUGCUGACCUGGCUGGGCUGGAGGAUGAGGAUGUCAUCAUUGAAGUGGAUGGUGUAAAUGUGCUCGACGAACCCUAUGAGAAGGUGGUGGACAGAAUCCAGAGCAGUGGGGAAAACGUCACACUCUUAGUCUGCGGAAAGAAAGCCUGUGAGUAUUUCCAAGCUAAGAAAAUCCCCAUUGUGUCCUCCAUGGCUCUUCCACCAGCUAUCCCCCCAGAUGCCAAAGAAACACCUGUGGGAUCAGAGAACGAUUCGCACAUGGCAAGAGAACGAGCACAUAGUACAGCCUCGAAUUCUUCUGCCAGUUCUGAAGAUACGGAGCUGUAAUGAGAAUGAAUUAUGGCUUUGGCUGAAAGCUGUUUCUGGAUAUUUAAUACAAAUUCUUGAAGGAAUGAGCUGCCAUUUGUUUACUGUCUGUUAGAGAAGAACUCCUUUGGAAACCAUUCAUCAUGUCUUCUGCUGUCAUCCUUCUGAGGGCCACUACUGCAGAUGGCUUCUUUAUGGGUGACUUAGGAAGAACUAUGGCAGGAGCCAGAUUUUUCUCAUGUGAUCUCUUCCAAGCUUCAACUUGACCUCUUUCCUUUGUAUGGUAUCUCCUACCCUGACAAGUUCCCUGAGCACCAAAAAUGAUUUGCAAAUCUGUGUAUGUGAUUUAAAGUAUCUAAGUAGAUAAGCCUGUUAAAUUAUGCUUUUGUAACAA
This is a messenger RNA of Ochotona princeps (American pika), 1465 nucleotides long. RefSeq names its product Na(+)/H(+) exchange regulatory cofactor NHE-RF3-like. NCBI's taxonomy places the organism in Eukaryota, Metazoa, Chordata, Mammalia, Lagomorpha, Ochotonidae. The transcript has a single exon. The coding region runs from base 13 to 1092 and encodes 359 amino acids. The record is from RefSeq and is a predicted model, not a curated record. Gene Ontology annotation, biological process: protein localization to plasma membrane. Gene Ontology annotation, cellular component: apical plasma membrane. Gene Ontology annotation, molecular function: protein binding; protein-membrane adaptor activity.